GAGCAAUGCAAUGGUUUGCAAUAAUAUACCUGAAAAUGCAAUGCAUAUUGGGAUAUCUAAUAUUUUAAGCGGGAGUGAGAAUGAUUCUCUUUGUGUAAACAUCUGCAAAUUAGUGGAUCAUUUUUGCGCCCUUUAUUUUAGCGAAUAUUUUAGGCAAACACAAAGUUUAUAUGCUAGUUGGUUUAGUAAAACACUGAAAUUUGGCUUUUAGGAAAAAUUCAUUCAACAGUAGAAGUGGUUGAAUCAGUGGAAGCUCACUGAGGGAAGUGGUGGCUCAGGGGUUAGGCUUUUGAGCUACAGCUUCAGAGGUCAUAAGUUCAACUCCUAGCAAUAGCAAACUGCCAUGGUCCUUGAGCAAGACCCUUAACCUUCAACUGUUUGGUUAUAUAGUGUCUCAGUUGUGAUUUAUUUUAUAUAGUAUAUUUUAGUUUAUGCUGUAAUUUUUAUUUUUACAAGUAUUUACAGUAAAUGCACUGUGCUGGCAGUACAUUAUUGUAAAGUCAUCUAUAUUAUAUUACUGUAAACAUACAGUUAUAUACUGUAAAAAAUAACAUAAUUACAUCAAAAUGUAUCACAGUACUUUGCUAUUAAUUAUAAUUUGCAGCAAUUGUUUACUGUACGUUUACAGUACUUUACUGGCAACUCUGGUGCCUAUAAAUAACUGUAAAUUUAACAGUAAUUUUAUAGAGCACCAUAUAAAAAUAUUAAACACUAUAUAUGUUGAUAAAUAUAUUUGAAAAGUACAGCAUGAACUAAGGCAGAUGAAAUCCUCACAGAAGCACUAUGUGUUCCCUCAUCUGAACAAAGAAGCCAUUUUCAAUAUAGCAGUUUACUAAAAUGCCACUUUGGCCAGUCUGGUUUAACUGCAGUGGUUAAAAGCUCGGCUUUUGGUUUGGCUAUAAACAAGAAUCCGCAUCCACACUGCACACCUUUGAUUCAAUUUUUCAGACUGAGAACUAGCUGCACUGUAUUAAUUAUAUAUACGCUGAAUUACUGUUUCAUUUCAUGAAUGGCUUCCUUUUCUUUGCCAGGACCUCCUGGGGUAAUACUUCAGGAUGAUGUUUGGCUGUUAAUAUUAUACAUGAAUAUGCACAAAAACCCAGUGUACCCUUUUUCAGACUCCACUAUUCAUUCAUAGUCUGCAAGCACUAAAUGUGACUACAGUGUGAUAGGCCUCAUUUAACAUGUAGCUUAGUAGAUUUCAAAUGAAUGUAGUAAAUAUCAUUACCCACAUGAAUCAGAUAACACAGAGAGUCAUUCAUUUCCUUUACUUUGCGUGACACUGAGCUGAAGGUCAAACCAAUAUUUACCCAUCCUUGAUUUAAGAAAGGAUGGACAGAAAGCCCUGAUUGGUGUGAAAGAUGGAGGAGAAAAAUGAUUAAAGGAGCAGAGUAUUUUAGACCGCAGACACAAAGACGCUAAGAAGCCACUCCAUGUAUUCAAUAGCAGUAAGUGUAGGAGCAGCCGUAUUGCUGUUUAUUCUCUUGGUUUUAGUCUGCCAUCUUGUAAGGCAGCGAAAUCUACGAAGUAAUGAAGAUGUCAAAAGAAGCGUUCAGUCUGAAGUCACUGCGUCCAAACCUCUGCAAUGCCUCUCUCUUCUUUUCCAUCGUUCCCUUACUCCCUCACUCCCUGGACCUCCCCCUCUUCCCUUCCUGGGAAACAUGUUCGAGCUUAGCCAAGAUCAUUUGCCCAUAUACCUGACUGGACUGGCUCGUCAAUAUGGGAAUAUCUAUCGUCUCCGCUGUGGAAGCACCACGAUGGUGAUUCUGAACAGUAGUGAGGUGAUCCGUGAGGCUCUGGUCAAAAAGUGGUCUGACUUUGCAGGAAGACCACAUUCAUACACGGCUGACAAAGUGUCAGGUGGGGGCUACUCCAUCUCUCUGGGUGAUUACAGCGAGGAGUGGAGGUCCCACAGGCGUCUGGCCCAUAGUGCUUUGCAGCGUUGUGUUGCUGAGUCUCUUCACUGUCUGAUAGAAAAGCAAGCGCUAUACCUCAAACAGGUGUUACUGGACUAUAAAGAGAAGCCCGUGGACCUGUCUGAAGACUUCACUGUAGCAACCAGUAACAUCAUUACAAUGCUAGCCUUUGGAAAAUCAUAUGAGAAGAGCUCAGAACAUCUUCAGGAGAUGCAUGGCUGUCUGAAUAAGAUUGUGUCUCUGUGGGGUUCACCAUGGAUCUCAGCUCUGGACUCUUUCCCUCUGCUCAGAAAGUUGCCAAAUGCUCCCUUUACUCGUCUAAUGAGAGAGGUAGCUAGAAGAGAUGAGCUCAUUGGAGGCCACUUAGAUGAGUUUAAGCAAAAGAAGGAUAGUAACGAAGGCCAAGACUUUGCUGCGCCCCUUCUACAGUACCUUCAAUCACCAGAGGGAAGAGUACCCAAGAUGACUCUGACAGACAGCCAUAUACACAUGACUACAGUGGACCUGCUCAUAGGGGGAACAGAGACGACUGCUGCCUGGCUCAGCUGGACCAUUGCCUUCCUCUUACAUAGGCCAGAGGUUCAGACGAGAGUGUAUGAGGAGCUAACUAACGUGCUGAAGGGUCAGUAUCCUCGCUACAGUGACAGACGCAGGCUGCCCUAUCUGUGUGCAGUGAUUAAUGAGAUGCUGAGAUUGAGACCUGUGGCUCCACUUGCUGUGCCACACAAAGCCAUCAGAGACAGCAGCAUUGCAGGAUAUUUCAUCCCCAAAAACACCAUUGUUAUCCCCAAUUUAUUUGGAGCUCAUCAUGAUCCAGAGGUUUGGCCUGACCCACACAGCUUCAGACCAGAGCGCUUUUUGCAGGGAGAUGGGAGCUGUCUCCGGGCUCUAAUACCUUUUGGAGGGGGUGCUCGGCUAUGCCUCGGGGAGUCUGUAGCUAAAAUGGAGAUGUUCCUCUUCACUGGCUAUCUGCUACGGGACUUUCAGUUUCUUCCUGCCAGCCCCGAGGAGCCUCUGCCUGACCUGCGUGGUGUGGCCAGCGUGGUCUUAAAAGCCAAACCCUACAGAGUUAUAGCCUGUCCUAGAGCCUAAUAAAUCACUGUAGUGAAUCUAGUUUGUUCAAGGAUUUGUGUAGGUCAAACAAGCUUAUAAUGUAGGACAGUAUUUAUUUAUGGGAUAUAUCACUGCAUAAACUCUCAAAAUAGAUCUAUUUCUUCCUUUGUAUUAUUAACUAAUCAUAUGCUUCAAGGUAGUGAAUGACAAAGCGUUUUUCUGCUGAAACCCUUGUUGUUAGUGUUGGUGAACCUGGUUUGAGUUUAGCCUUGUAUUUUCUUUUAUAAAAGUAAACUUUAGAGCUGGUGCAAAAUGGCAGCUUCUACGUCACAUAAAUUGGAUGCCAUGUUACUCAGCAAUAUGUAAAGAAUGACAGCUGCAAAUUCAAAUUUCUAAUAAAGUGUCAUUCAAUGCUGUACUUGAAAUUUAAGCAUCACGGGUCAUUGUUGAUUUCAGAAGAGUUUUAGCUUUAAGUCUAUAAUAUGCAGGUGAAGCUAUUUACUGUAUAAUGUAAGAGACUUGAGCAUAGUUUUUAGCAAGCGCCAUCAUUAGACUGUCAAAGUGAGAACAUCCACAGUCAUCUGUAAGGUAUCCAUGUGGUACCAUCCACAGAAACCUCACAGCAAACCGAGGAUGCGCAAGCAGGGACUCCAGCACGACUAGCUAUAACUAAAAAAACUGCAUAACUAAAAGGGAGAGCCAGAGGGUAAAACAAGCAUGAUGGCACCCUGGGACAUAAAGUGUCUAGCCACUCCACCGUCAACAAACCAAAACACUCUAUAUUCUAUGUGAAAUGAUUGUUUUUUUAUCUUCUCCUGCUACAAAUUUAUUGAAUCGACAUGAAAAUAUGCCAGUAAGCUUUCAGCAGGCAUUGGCCAGUCGUCGCAAAAUGGUGCUGAAGGGUAUUUCCAUCUAUCUACUCUCUAGAUAAGUAAAUAGGCAGGUAGGUAGGUAGGUUUCAGGACUAAAUUUUUAUUUAUUUAUUUAUUUAUUUAUUUAUUUAUUUAUUUAUUUAUUAACACAGUGAGAUCCAGCAAAUGUGUAAUGUGACUCCCAACCACAAGGGGCAGUACAACGCACACAUGUACACACUGGUCGAAUUCUAAAUGUCUCUCUGCUUCUUAUACAAAGUGCUCUAAAUGGAGUAAUGGCUAAAAGUAGUGGCUCCUACAGGCGACGGUUCUGCUAGAAGGACUUUGUUUAUACGCUCUAUGUAGUGCACUAGGAAUACAACAGAAAGCCAUUUGGGAUUUAACCAUUAUCCGGCACUGAUGGACAUUGUACACGAGUUGAUCCCAGUGUCUGCAAACAUCGUUCUGUCACUCUCAGCCCUGCCUGCUGCUUUUCACCUGUUCAGGGACCACCGAGCUCCAUCAGUGGGUUUUUUGCUCAUCACAUGCUCUUCAUUUCUGGCUAUUAUCCCUCUGCCCCCAGCUCUGUCUCAGGUCCAGAGAGAUCUAGAAUGGGCAGGCGAGAUACUGGGCCCUUCCUUGUCUGCCUUCGGCUUUUUGUGGCUCAGUGAAGAUCGUUGGACUGCUCAUGUGCUCCUGAUUGGUUCAGCACUUCUUCUGAUGCUCUCCGAUUGGCUGUCAGAUGACGGCUUGGUGAUCAUGACGCGUUGUGUGUCCUUGUCUGCACUCUCGUGUGCUCUGACAGUGUGCUUGUUUGCUGCCAGUGGGACUGGUGUGGUAGGCAGUGUGGCUCUCAGCCUUCCUGCUCUUGUGGCCCCCAGGGUCAGAGCUGGCAGCGUGGCCUCUCUGAUGUCUUCACAGGGUGCCAGCGGGCUGUUGGGGUGGAGUCUGAAAGUCACCAUGGCUGUAGGGUGCUGGACAACGAAGACAGCUUUAGAUACAUUCCUCCAGGAUCUGAAAGGCUGGGACUGACUGGACAUGAGUAACCAAAACUAGUAAAAUGCUACUUGAAGCUCAUAAACUGAUUUUGUUUUACCUUACAGUGUGACUUCACAGUGUGGUGCUGUUGCUGUAUACCUCAUAGGACACAGCGAGUUUGCUGGCCGGCAGUAAUGAUGGUGACAAGAGACUCAAACUUCUUGCCUCGCCUACUUUAAUCUUAGUAAAUAACUAGCAAUGUGGAGAGCAAACUGUGUCAGACUCCAUACCAGCCUUGAUAAAAGUCAGCUGUCAUCAGAGCAUGUCAAAUGGCCGAGGAAGGAAUAUCACAUUAACAUUUUCAUAUUUACGUAUUCAGAUGUUUUAAGAUAACAUUUUCUGUAUUUUUUUGGUCGCCUAACUUGAACUUUGAUUUUGUCUGAAAGGAAGAAGUAUCAUUGAUGAUAGCGUUAUUAAUUUUCACACAUUUAGCACUUUUCUAAUUAAAUUAAAAAAAAAAAAAAAAACGUGCCUUAAAAGUAGUAUUACAUGUAACCAUGUAAAUAUUUUUUUUCUAUGGCAGAAUCACAAAUUGUGUUGUAUUGCACAUACAUUGCACUAAAUUGGGUCUAAUGUGAUGGUAUACCCUGUAUGAGUGAGCGUAAGUAGUGUACACAAUGCCAUUUGGGAUUGUGCCUAAAGAGCAGAAUGCCUUAUUUUCGGCUUUCCUAUGUUCUCUAGCUCAACAACUUCCCCCACAAGAAUAUAUCGGCUGACCAUCAUCUAUCAUUAACUAGCUUCCCACCAAACUGGAGAAUAAAUAAUACUCUUACCUAUUCAGCAAGAAAACGCUUAAAGCACAUCAGUCCUGAAUCCUUCUUUCCUCAUAUAUUACGAUACCCAGCUCUUUAUCUAUCUCACACCAGUUUAUUCUCUCACACUCUUUCGCUCCUGGUUGGCUGUGCCUCCUGUCUGUCACUGUGUAAUUUCGCUUCUUUAUGCCUGAUAACAUUUGAUGUAUCUGAGCUGGCGUCCAUUUACAGGUUCCCUGCCAAUGCUGACCCCCUGACGCAGCACUACAAAUUACUGUUACAGGAUUGUUAAGAUGGACCUUAUUAGAAAGUGUUUUUUUUCUCCCCUGACUCAGUUUUUCCUUAAAGUAUGUGCAGUAAUUUUAAGUAAAAAGGCUGAAGAUUGUUUACUUCUGACUGACCUGGAAUUGUGUUGAUGUAAUGAAGUGUUUGAGACUGAGCUGCUAAUGUUACAAUUCCUGAGGAAUCCUCAGACAAUAAUAUGUUAACUUGUAACACAUUCUUAAUAAAAAAUUAUGAAUCAAUCAAUUAA
Molecule: messenger RNA, 6142 nt
Organism: Pangasianodon hypophthalmus (striped catfish)
Lineage: Eukaryota; Metazoa; Chordata; Actinopteri; Siluriformes; Pangasiidae
Gene: cyp21a2
Product: steroid 21-hydroxylase
Exons: 14
Coding region: 1434-3008 (524 amino acids)
Biological process (GO): progesterone metabolic process; hormone biosynthetic process
Molecular function (GO): steroid 17-alpha-monooxygenase activity; iron ion binding; heme binding
Source: RefSeq, a predicted model, not a curated record